AUGUAUUUGAAAUUAGGAGAACAAUCUAUUGAUAGAUCAAAUCAAAUUAAUCCUAGAUUUAUGCUUUAUGGUAUUAUAAUAUAUUUUUAGAUUCAAAAUAGUAUCACAGUUAUAGCUACGAAUGAAAAUUAUAAAGAGUUUAAGUAUAUACAUACUUUAACAAAGGUUUUGGUUGGCAUUUUUAUCAACACUAUCAAGGUGGUUUAAAACAAUAAACCUUUUAUAAAAAUUAGAAAGAUGAUAAGUAGCUAGCUUGAUAGCAAGCUUGCGAAACUGGAAUCUUUAAAAAUGCUAUCAAAACUUUGCUGA
Molecule: messenger RNA, 309 nt
Organism: Tetrahymena thermophila SB210
Lineage: Eukaryota; Ciliophora; Oligohymenophorea; Hymenostomatida; Tetrahymenidae
Product: transmembrane protein, putative
Exons: 1
Source: RefSeq, a predicted model, not a curated record